Messenger RNA from Cynocephalus volans (Philippine flying lemur), 565 nucleotides. It is a transcript of the gene NMB, whose product is annotated as neuromedin B. Gene Ontology annotation, cellular component: neuron projection. The record is from RefSeq and is a predicted model, not a curated record. Bases 18 to 512 code for a protein of 164 amino acids. NCBI's taxonomy places the organism in Eukaryota, Metazoa, Chordata, Mammalia, Dermoptera, Cynocephalidae. Gene Ontology annotation, molecular function: neuropeptide hormone activity; neuromedin B receptor binding. The transcript is spliced from 3 exons. Gene Ontology annotation, biological process: neuropeptide signaling pathway; positive regulation of hormone secretion.
GCGGCGCGGGCACAGCCAUGACCCGGCGGGCCGGGGGCGCUCGGCUGCUCGGCGGCCUCCUGCUCUUAGCCCUGCUCGCUGCCGGCGCCGCCCCGCUCAGCUGGGAUCUCCCGGAGCCCCGCAGCCGAGCCAGCAAGAUCCGGGUGCACCCGCGGGGCAACCUCUGGGCCACUGGUCACUUCAUGGGCAAGAAAAGUCUCGAGCAUCUCAGCCCAUCCGCGUUGGGGACAGCUCCUCACACCUCCCUGAGGGACCAGAGACUGCAGCUGAGUCAUGAUCUGCUCAGGAUUCUCCUGCUAAAGAAAGCCCUGGACAUGAGCCUCAGUGGCACAGCAUCCCAUACUCAGGAGGCUGCUGGUGCAAAUACUGCAGAAGUGAUGUCAAUAAUGGGACAGAGAGGACAACGCGGCUUAGAUUGUGCCCACCCAGGGAAGGUGCUGAAUGGGACCCUGCUAGUGGCCCCACCUGGAUGUAAAUCCAAAGCUCAAAUCUCUGUUACUCCAUUACUGUGAUUUCUGGUUGUGUCGCCAGGAAUAUCACUGAUGCAGACACAAAUUAGUUCCUG